Messenger RNA from Colletotrichum truncatum, 294 nucleotides. RefSeq lists its product as uncharacterized. The record is from RefSeq and is a predicted model, not a curated record. Lineage: Eukaryota; Fungi; Ascomycota; Sordariomycetes; Glomerellales; Glomerellaceae.
AUGAAGUUGUCUGCAGUUUUAGUCGCGCUCUCCUUAUCUUGGACGGCUCAAGCAUGCGCCCGGUACAAAUACUGCCAUCGUUAUAAUGCCGACUGCACACCCAACGAUGACAUUACAAUGAAGGCUUGCGACGGAUACCCUAUUAUCAGGGACCAAGGUUACACUGAGUGCAAUCAUUAUCGGUUCGGUAUAUUUGGUUCAUCAGCUUUGGAUAACUGUAUAUUCCGAUCAUGGUGCCUUUACCACGGCGCGACCGGAGAUGAUUCAAGCUGCAGAGCCAAGGUGCGGUAUUAG